AUGUGCUUGCUACCUGCUAAUAGCCCCAACGGCGAAAGCUUUCACGAUAAGGAACGUUUAAGCCAUACUGAGCUCUCGCUAGACCGACGACGCUUGUCAAGGCAUAUCAAACCCAGAGCAUCGUCAAUAUUCCUCUUCCUCUUGGACAUUUUGGUUAUCUGGCUACUCAUCCAUAAUUUGGAGCCUCUGAUCACUCUGUUACGCAGAAAUGAUGAGCUCUUCAGGCCACAAGUUAAUUUUUUUGAACAAGAAGACAGAACAAAUGGGUCAAGCUAUAUUCCGCGGAUACUCCACCAAACUGCUCCCACGGACAUAAUUCCAGAUAAGUGGACUGCAUCACAAGAAAGCUGCCAAAGGUCCUACCAGGACUUUGAAUACAAGUUGUGGACCGACGAGUCAACUCGCGCAUUCCUAUCGAUUCACUAUCCCUGGUUUGUGGACGUUUGGGAUAACUACCCCUUCCCGAUCCAGCGCGCGGACUCCCUUCGCUAUUUCGUCUUAUAUCACUACGGUGGUAUCUAUCUCGAUAUGGAUACCUGGUGCAACAACAGUGUUCCCAUCGACAAGAUCGAAUCGGAUGCAGUUACCGAAUAUGCACUUUUCAAGUCUACAACCCCGACAGGCAUCACAAAUGACUUCAUGAUAACAUCCGCCAAGCAUCCGAUCUAUGCAGCGGCAAUCGCGAAAUUACCGGCUUAUAAUGAUUUCUCUCGGACCUGGGCCCGAUGGCAACCAUACUGUGCUAUUAUGAUAUCUGCUGGACCAAUGUUCCUGACCAUGGUUGUUAAGGAUUACUUGCUCCAGCAGACUUCUCUGUCUUUUCGAAAUCUUGGUGUUGUGAAUCAAACCGAACUAAGUCCCUAUCUCACCGAUUUGGAGAGUGGCAGCUGGCACACGGCGGACACGAAUAUUUUAAUGUGGCUUGGAACUCGGCCGUGGGCUUGGUUCAGUCUAGGAGCAGUUGGGCUUUGCAUUUGUUUAUACCUCAUGAAUCGUGCUGUGAUGAUCAUGUUGAAGGUCUCGAUUCGCAAGAUUCCCCGUGGUUGGUGA
Molecule: messenger RNA, 1050 nt
Organism: Penicillium odoratum
Lineage: Eukaryota; Fungi; Ascomycota; Eurotiomycetes; Eurotiales; Aspergillaceae
Product: glycosyltransferase family 32 protein
Exons: 3
Coding region: 1-1050 (349 amino acids)
Biological process (GO): mannosyl-inositol phosphorylceramide biosynthetic process
Molecular function (GO): mannosyltransferase activity
Source: RefSeq, a predicted model, not a curated record